Mizuhopecten yessoensis (Yesso scallop) is the source of this 534-nucleotide messenger RNA. RefSeq lists its product as uncharacterized. The transcript has a single exon. The coding region runs from base 1 to 534 and encodes 177 amino acids. The record is from RefSeq and is a predicted model, not a curated record. NCBI's taxonomy places the organism in Eukaryota, Metazoa, Mollusca, Bivalvia, Pectinida, Pectinidae.
AUGGGGCAACAACACAGAAGAGAAAACAAGAGGAGUCGAGGUACAUCAACGCCAAGAACUGAUGGGGCAACAAUACAGAAGAAAAGACAAGAGGUGCCGAGGUACAACAACCCUAAGACCAGAUGGGCAACAACACAGAAGAAAAGACAAGAGGAGCCGAGGUACAAUAACGCCAAGAACAGAUGGGGCAACAAUACAGAAGAGAAAACAAGAGGAGUCGAGGUACAUCAACGCCAAGAACUGAUGGGGCAACAAUACAGAAGAAAAGACAAGAGGAGUCGAGGUACAACAACCCCAAGAACAGAUGGGGCAACAAUACAGAAGAGAAGACCAGAGGAGCCGAGUUACAACAACGGCAAAAACAGAUGGGGCAACAAUCCAGAAGAGAAAACAAGAGGAGACGAGGUACAUCAACGCCAAGAGCUGAUGGGGCAACAAUACAGAAGAAAAGACACGAGGAGCCGAGGUACAAUCACGCCAAGAACAGAUGGGACAAAAAUACAGAAGGAAAAGACAAGAAGAGCCGAAGUAUAA